AUGCAAUCAAACGCUCAAAAUGAGUGCAAAGGAAGUGAUGAACAAACUAUUGAUAACACCAUUAAUGACACGACAGGUAACACCACUUCAGAUGACACACAACGCGUGAUGUCCAAAAAUCAGAUGAAGAAACUGUUGCGACACAAGAAAUGGUUGGAAACGAGACCUGAGAGGAGACGACAGGAAAAGGAGAGGAAGAAAUUGAAGGCAAAGAAGUUGAGGGAAGAGGGCAUCGAAAUGAAGAGCAGAAGCGCUCUUCGCAAGCAAUGGAUCCCAAUGUCUGAAUCCAAAUGCAAAGUCUCUGUUUUGUUUGAAAUCAUGUUAUUGGCGUCCAAUGGAUCGUCCAGUGAUUGGAGUGAUAUCUUUAAGAAAGUGAUUCCCAUCAGGAAAAUGAAACAAUGAUUCAUUGCAUUAAUGAAGAGUUUUGUUAAUUUUUAUUAGAAAUAAAUUCAUUUCAUUUGUUAACAAAACUAUU
Molecule: messenger RNA, 475 nt
Organism: Oppiella nova
Lineage: Eukaryota; Metazoa; Arthropoda; Arachnida; Sarcoptiformes; Oppiidae
Source: the annotation of a GenBank genome assembly